AUGAUCUCGACCACGUUCGUAUCCUAUAGCGAAGUACGUGGGAAUAGGCGGAGAGAAACAGACGACGGCGCGAAAGACGACAUCGCCGCUAACGAGGAUGCUCGCCCGGACGAAUGUGAUUGGCACAGUGAACAAUGUGAGAAGGCGCGAAACCCUACGCCAGCCUCGAGGUUCGUGGAGCUAGAAGAGCUAGGCAGUGCGUGCCAGAGCACUGCAGCGGUUUUUCAGGAGGAGAUGUACUUGGAGAAGCUUGCAAAGAAUGCGACACAGCCUAACGGAAGAGCCUAG
Molecule: messenger RNA, 288 nt
Organism: Sparassis crispa
Lineage: Eukaryota; Fungi; Basidiomycota; Agaricomycetes; Polyporales; Sparassidaceae
Exons: 1
Coding region: 1-288 (95 amino acids)
Source: RefSeq, a predicted model, not a curated record